Molecule: messenger RNA, 3271 nt
Organism: Meleagris gallopavo (turkey)
Lineage: Eukaryota; Metazoa; Chordata; Aves; Galliformes; Phasianidae
Source: RefSeq, a predicted model, not a curated record
CUGUGCUCCGGGGUCCUUUGCGGACCUGGGAUGGUUUGUAGGGUUUCAGAUGACGGACCCAAAUGUGUCACAGUGCCCUCGUGCAAGAACUACCCGUGCCCAAAAGCUGGAACGGAGUGCCAGAUGCUGAACGGGCAGCCCAGAUGUGUCCCACUGCCUUCGUGCAAAAACACCCGUUGUGAUGCAGGAACGGAGUGCAGGAUGGUGCAUGGCUCACCCCAGUGCAUCCCAUUGCCUUCGUGUAAGAACACCCGAUGUGAUGCAGGAACGGAGUGCAGGAUGGUCCAAGGGUCUCCCCAGUGCAUCCCGUUGCCAUCCUGUAAGAACACCCGAUGUGAAGCUGGAACGGAGUGCAGGAUGGUGCAUGGCUCACCCCAGUGCAUCCCUCUGCCUUCCUGCAAAAACACCCGAUGUGAAGCUGGAACGGAGUGCAGGAUGGUGCUUGGAUCACCCCAGUGCAUCCCGUUGCCAUCCUGCAAGAACACCCGUUGUGAAGCAGGAACAGAAUGCAAGAUGGUCCAAGGGUCACCCCAGUGCAUCCCGUUGCCAUCCUGCAAAAACACCCAUUGUGGUGCUGGAACAGAGUGCAGGAUGGUGCAUGGCUCACCCCAGUGCAUCCCAUUGCCUUCAUGUAAGAACACCAGAUGUGAAGCAGGAACGGAGUGCAGGAUGGUGCAUGGCUCACCCCAAUGCAUCCCAUUGCCAUCCUGCAAAAACACCCGAUGUGAAGCAGGAACAGAAUGCAAGAUGGUCCAAGGGUCUCCCCAGUGCAUCCCUCUGCCUUCGUGCAAAAACACCCGAUGUGAAGCUGGAACGGAGUGCAGGAUGGUGCUUGGAUCACCCCAGUGCAUCCCAUUGCCUUCGUGUAAGAACACCCGAUGUGAGGCGGGAACAGAAUGCAAGAUGGUCCAAGGGUCACCCCAAUGCAUCCCGUUGCCUUCGUGCAAAAACACCCGUUGUGAUGCAGGAACGGAGUGCAGGAUGGUGCACGGCUCACCCCAGUGCAUCCCGUUGCCAUCCUGCAAAAACACCCGAUGUGAAGCUGGAACAGAGUGCAGGAUGGUCCAAGGGUCUCCCCAGUGCAUCCCUCUGCCUUCAUGCAAAAACACCCGUUGUGAAGCAGGAACGGAGUGCAGGAUGGUGCAUGGCUCACCCCAGUGCAUCCCAUUGCCAUCCUGCAAGAACACCCGUUGUGAAGCAGGAACGAAGUGCAGGAUGGUGCAUGGCUCACCCAAGUGUGUUCCUCUUCCUUCCUGCAAAAACACCCGCUGUGAAGCUGGAACCGAGUGCAAGAUGGUGGACGGGUGGCCCAAGUGCAUCCCGUUGCCAUCCUGCAAAAACACCCAUUGUGGUGCUGGAACAGAGUGCAGGAUGGUCCAUGGAUCACCCCAAUGCAUCCCUCUGCCUUCGUGCAAGAACACCCGUUGUGAAGCAGGAACAGAAUGCAAGAUGGUCCGUGGCUCACCCCAGUGCAUCCCUCUGCCUUCCUGCAAAAACACCCGUUGCGGUGCAGGAACUCGGUGCAAGAUGUUGGAUGGGAUGCCCAAAUGCGUCCCGUUGCCUUCCUGCAACAACUUCCACUGCGAUACGGGAACGGUGUGCAGGAUGACGGGCGGGUGGCCCCAGUGUGUCCCACUGCCUUCGUGCAAGAACAGCCGUUGUGGUGCAGGAACUCGAUGCAAGAUGGUGGAUGGGGUCCCCAAAUGCGUCCCGUUGCCGUCGUGCAGCAAUUUCCACUGCAAGGCCGGAACGCGAUGCAGGAUGGUGGGAGGGUGGCCGCAGUGCAUCCCCAUCCCAUCGUGUCGGAUGUUCCCCUGCAAGGAAGGGACUCGGUGCCAGAUGGUGGCUGGGAAACCACGCUGCGUCCCCAAACCUUCGUGCCGUCACCUCAGCUGCGGGGAGGGCACGCGGUGCAAGAUGGUGGACGAUUGGCCACGCUGCGUCCACGCCACGCCGAGCUGCCGGGAUAUUCGGUGCCAGAAGGGGACCCGUUGCCAAAUGGUGGAGGGGUGGCCCAAGUGUGUUCACAAGUUGCUCCUCCGGAGGGAAUUGCCUCCACUCUCGUGCAACAACGUCCCCUGUGAGAGCGGGAUGGUGUGCAGGAUGGAGGGAGGUUCGCCUCGGUGUGUCCCAAGCAAGACGUCUCCAACGCAGCCUUCCUGCAGAGUGCACUGUCCCAAGAGGACCACGUGCCAGAUGAGAGAUGGGUGGCCCCACUGCGUCCACCCCACACCUUCCUGCAGCGCCGUCCAAUGCCAGAAGGGAACAGAGUGCCAAAUAGUCAACGGUUGGCCACGGUGCGUGCAAAGUAAAGCAUCCCAGGGACAACCGUGCCAGGAUUUCCCCUGCCCCAAUGGGACCUCGUGCAAGGUGACCGAUGGCCAACCCCACUGCGUCCACAACCCGCCCUCCUGCCGUGACAUCCAGUGCCAGAAGGGAACUGUGUGCCACAUGGUCAACGAUUGGCCUUGGUGUGGUCCCACCAAGGCGCCCCAUGUGACAAAUGUCCAGAAAACUCCGACCUGUGAGGACAUCCGUUGCCAAAAGGGGAUGGUGUGCAAAAUGCUGGAGGGUUGGCCCAAAUGCGUUGGCCCCAUACCGUCGUGUGAGGACAUCCACUGUUCCCUGGGCACUGCGUGCAGGAUGGUCAAUGGUUGGCCAAAAUGUGCUCACGAACCGCUUUCCUGCAGCAACAUCCAGUGCUCCAAAGGAGCCACGUGUCAGAUGGUGGAUGGUUGGCCACGCUGCAUCCAACUCAAGCUGACCCCAAAGAGACCUUCCUGCAGUGACAUCCACUGUGCUAAAGGGACCAUGUGUCAGAUGAUUAAUGGGCAUCCUCAGUGUAUUCAGAAUCAGCCCACCUGCAGUGACAUCCAGUGCUCCAAAGGAACCACGUGUCAGAUGGUGGAUGGUUGGCCACGCUGCAUCCAACUCAAGGUGACCCAAGGAGACCUUCCUGCAGUGACAUCCAUUGCCUAAAGGGAACUUCUUGUAAGAUGAUGGAUGGACAUCCUCAGUGUGUCCAUGACCAGCCCACCUGCAGUGACAUCCAGUGCCAGAAAGGAACCACGUGUCAGAUGGUGGAUGGUUGGCCACGCUGCAUCCAACUCAAGCUGACCCCUAGGAGACCUUCCUGCAGUGACAUCCACUGUGCUAAAGGCACCACGUGUCAGAUGAUUAAUGGACAUCCUCAGUGUAUCCAAAACCAGCCCACCUGCAGUGACAUCCAGUGCCAGAAAGGAACCACGUGUCAGAUGGUGGAUGGUUGGCC